UUAUGUUUGACGUAAAAUAGAAACCGAAAUUAUUCACGUCUGUUGAAUCCCUCUUUAUCCUAUGCCGUCACGGUAUGCAUUCCGGUGGGAUGCGAUGGUCGGAUGACGUCAUUCUAUUAAACGAAAAUGUUUUUUUUUUAAAUGCAUCCGGAUGUAAUGACGCAAUCGACAAAUUUGGGCUUUCCCACAUUUCGGAAUCAAUAGGAUGACCGUAUAGAUACCGGACAUAAAUACGGGGAUGGCGCUCAUUGUGAAUAACCGUCGGGUCUUUCAACUCGAGACACAAACUCGCUCCUCGUGAGCACGCGACUUUGCAUCCGAAUUUGUAACAGCAAUGAUUCCGACAGCACCAGCGUCCGCUGUGCACGCAGCGUCUUUGCGCAUGCUGCGCGGGCUCCAGGCGCUGACGGUCACGAUGACGGUGAUGUCCACGAUGAGGAUGGGAACGCACGGACGCGCCGUUCCGCCGCCCCCCUUGGGCACAGGCGAGCCGCGGCUGCAGCCGCUGCUGCUCAACGUCGCCGAGAAGCUGCUCACCGACUCUCAGACCGCCUUAAAUGAUUACAUGCAGGAGGUGAUGCCUCCUUGCAGGGCUCAGAGCGGCUGCGAGGAAUUAUUGGGCAAGGAGUUUCCCGCGAUGCUGCCAACGAACGUGAAUAACUGCAGUCAGGCUGCCCUCAAUACCAGCCAUGACCUCUGCAUGAAGAAUAUCUGGAGAAACUUGAAGAUAUUUGAGAUGUACUUACAGCUCAUCACUGAAAACUCAGGAAGACAAUUGAGACUGAAGCACGUCAACACCGACAUGAAGCACCUCAUGAACCUCAUCCAUUCACAGUUUGGCUUGGAGGAACAACAGGACAUCCAUGAUCUCAAAGUCACUGCAGAAAACUUGGAAGAGCUGAUGGGAACGUGGUCAAAAAAGGUGUUUACGGCCCGAGUUCUACACCUCUUUAUCCACCAGAUCGAGGUGGUCGUCCGAACAUUUUUGAUGAUGAACACUGCGAUUUAAGAUGUCAAUGUACAGGGUGACCCAUGUAUCGAUACCCCACUGGUUUCUAAUGUAUAUACAGUAUAAGGUCGCACUAAUGACGCACAGAGUGCUUGCCACAAAUGAACCACAACACCUUGCGAAUCUCAUCAAGGAACCUAAACUAUCACGUGAAAUCUGGUCAUCCUCGCAGGGGCUUAUGGAUAGCCAUUAAACAAAGGUGGCCACUGUGUCGCGCGCGUUCACACGUGCUGGGGUGCUUUCACUUGCGAUAUUAGGAAGCCACUGGAGCUAUGCACGUUUACAUGUUGAUUGAAAAUUCUUAUUUUUAGAACUGCUUUUCGUGUUUAGUUUGUUGUCCUUCCGCCGCACCCCGGAUUAGCAUGGUUGGUUACGUACAGUGUGAAAGAAGUUCAACAUACAUACAUGCAGUCACAUGUAUGUUAAACGAGACCAGAUAAUGACCCUGGUCUCAUGCAGCACACGAUUCAUUGUGAAGAGACAUUUGUUAUUUUGGAGUGAUUGAGGUGAAAGAUUUUCAUUCGCCACUGGAUAAUUAUUAUUAUGUUGUUGUCUUGUGGAAUUACUGAUAUCAAGGAAGGUGUGUGUAUGUGUGACAAUGCUGCAAGGUAUCAAUGACCCAAUACUGCUGCACAAGUUUUGAUGGUCACACUUUAUAGCCCUUUGCACAUGUUUUUGAGAAAGUAAUAUACGAUGCAACCCAGAAAAUCACACUCCGACACUUAGGUUUACAAAAUAGGCGGAUGUAAGGUGGUUUGCACUUGCCGGGCGUUUCGUAAAAUGGGUGAAUUCCAAAGUUUACGUGAACAUAUAUUUAUUUAUACAUAUUUAAAAGCAUCACUGACAACGUUAUUUAUUGAAUAUGCUGUUUAUUGAAUGAGAAUUCGUUUACAUUUUUAUAAUAAUAAUAAAAAAGACAACUCUCACUUUGUGUUAUUGUAUUUUUACUCCUGCAAACCGGUGCGACAUAUUGCACUUCAUCGUGAACAUCAUCGAUCAUCAGCUCUCGUCUCGGCCACUGCUGUAUGAAGAUCUCGACAUGCCAUCACCAUCCCACACCGUCCUGCGAUGCUAUAUUCUAAAGCCUACACGUGUGUGCUGAUUUAAUCACUCCCAUUACACAGACAGUUGUCCCCUUUGGCUGCAAUUCCAUCCGCAGCCUCGUCUAUGGGACACGUCACUCCUAGUGUCCCAUGAGCAUCGUGGUAUGAGCUGAAAACAUUUCCAUUCUGAGCGCUCCUUUGUCAAGAGAUUGGCCGAGAACAGCGGUGAGCAACCUGCGGCUCGGAAGCCGGGUGCGGCUCUUUGGCUGCCUCCUUGCGGGCAGCUGUUUAAAGAAAGAAAAAAUUCGAUUCUUUACACUCCAAAAAUGUAGUAACUCAGCGUUCCCCGCUUUUACGACCCAAUGUGUUGCUGGAAACCUUGUCGUAAAUCGGACCCUAUUUUCCCCAUAAGAUGCAAUGUGAGCGUGUUGGUGACAACAAAAUGUACAGUCAAACUGCAUUGUUAAAAAUACAACUAAGGGGAAAAUUACCUAAAUAGAAGCAGUUGAUUCCAUCGCAUGUUUGUGUUUAUUUAAGUCAGAAUGUGUUUGUCAUCUGCUGUAUGCCCUGCUCGCUUUGUGUACAAGAAGUUACCUCUCCGUGUGAUGCGGCUCUCGAAAUAAUUUUGGUCAGAGACGAAACAAAAAAUAUGGCCCUUCCUCUUUGAAAGGUUGCCAGUCCCUGACCUCGAAGAUGAUUUCACAGAUCUACUUCUGAAGUCACUUCAAUUGGCUUCUUUAUCCACACUUCAAGGCAAAUCUAAAGCAUGUCUUGAAAAAAAUGCAAAUAUUGCACUUCUCGGGGCAGGAAUAUGCAAAGCAAUUUUAAUUUAACGGGACUCUCACGUAGCAAUGCGACCGUUGGUGUUGGAGAACUGCCCGUGGAAGUAGAUAUCACUGAACCACCCCUGAAAUUAUUUCAAUGAGGCCUCUAUUCUACACAAGAGGGGGCAGGAUUUUCCCAACCGUUCUGCCAUCCAGAGUGUUAAUUUAACACUCGAGAGUCAGUCAACGCGCAAUUAACGCACAGCCUGGUUGAUUACGUUCUUCCAAAGAUUGCUGAAUUAGAAGUUGUGUGAAAUUUUGAGAAAGAGACGAGAUACAGACACGGAGACGCAAAGACAGACACACUUUACUAAAAGAACCAACGAGUUUAAUCUUAAUUGUAAACUACAGAAAUUGAAUUGAAUAAAGGUGCCCCAAACUUCGCCCAUGGUAAACUUUCCAUUUCCACACGUUUCACCUGUUUUCCCGAAGCGGCGGCAAACACUUGUUGUGCUUCAUUGAAUGGCAGUGGGAAAGGU
Petromyzon marinus (sea lamprey) is the source of this 3355-nucleotide messenger RNA. RefSeq lists its product as uncharacterized. The record is from RefSeq and is a predicted model, not a curated record. NCBI's taxonomy places the organism in Eukaryota, Metazoa, Chordata, Hyperoartia, Petromyzontiformes, Petromyzontidae.